AGUCCUCCUGGAUCAUCUGUGCACACAAUUCCACCUAGAGUUUUGUGUCCUUUUAAAUUAUUCGAUUGAGUUUUACUGGGAGAAAAAAAUGCUGAAAGUCGUCCUUUCUGUCCUCUGCAGUCUGACAGUGCCCGCUGCUCUUCAAAACGUGCCUUUAGAUGCGGACAAACCCUUUGAGAGGAGCGCUGUCUCUCAGGAAAUCACCCUGAAGUGCUGCUACGGAAGCGAUGAACCAGUCACCUGGGAGAAACACGUUCAAGGUGCCAACAGGACUGUCAACGUACGCUUUGUGGAGAACUCCGACUUAGUGAACAUAAGCUACGUUCAUACUCAUUCUUCCCGGUGUGGCACUCUGACCCUCAAGUCUGUGCAGCCUAAUGACACGGGACUGUACCGGUGUCUGCUGAACCGCACCCACAUUCACACACAUGGCACCUACCUGCAAGUCUACAAGCCCAUGAAGAAGACAUUAAACCUGAGUGAAAGAACCAAAAACAGGAUCCUGAUGGCUGAGGGGAUCCUUCUCUUCCUGUGUGUGCUGGUGCCCUCUGCCACGAUCCUGUUCAAGUCAAAGCAACAAAAUGAAGUGGAGAAGAAGAAAUCAAGGAAGGAGGAGGAAAAUAUAUAUCAGGGGCUGAAUCUGGAUGAGUGCUAUGCAACAUAUGAUCAGAUCGAGUGCACUCCGGCGCAGGGCCACUAUCAGGAUGCGCGCACUUGCAAUGAAGACGUUGAUCUGGAGAAACCAUGAAGGAAACUGGAAACAUAAAGGGGGGAAAAAAAGUAAUGUUGCUGUAAAUUUUUUACAGUGCUAACUGAAUUUCAGAUCCAUUUGUAGAUUAGCAUUUUUUGUUGCAUCUGUGAACAUUUUGCAUAAUCAGAUUUAGAACUGUUUAAGAUUCCUACAGCUGUUGACGAAAUAGUCUCAACACAAAAUCCACUUGUUGUUGCCAGAAUGCAAUAAAAACUUAAGGCGUGUUACAAGUUUAAGAAACAUUCCCCUCAUUCCUGAAAGUAUUCUUACAUGUUUGGUUGGUGGAUUCAGUUGUAUUAUUUUUGUGCAUUUUCAUACAUUUAAAAGUUGUUUUGUGUGUUGUCCACUUUUCAGAUGACCUUAAAUUAUAACAGUCAUAACUAAAGAUGUCUUUAUUUCAAGAGUAGAUACUUUUUUUAAGUUUUCAGCAUCUCUUCAGUUCAUUUAUUCCUCUGUAUAUUGAAUAUUUUGUCUUUCAAUCGAAUUUAAGGAUGGAUUGCUGAUGUAAAAAUGUAUUUGUUGUCAGUCAUUUCUGUGUGAGCUAAAUAAA
This is a messenger RNA of Salarias fasciatus (jewelled blenny), 1301 nucleotides long. It is a transcript of the gene cd79a, whose product is annotated as CD79a molecule, immunoglobulin-associated alpha. The coding region runs from base 89 to 748 and encodes 219 amino acids. NCBI's taxonomy places the organism in Eukaryota, Metazoa, Chordata, Actinopteri, Blenniiformes, Blenniidae. The record is from RefSeq and is a predicted model, not a curated record. Gene Ontology annotation, biological process: B cell differentiation; B cell receptor signaling pathway. Gene Ontology annotation, cellular component: external side of plasma membrane; B cell receptor complex. The transcript has 5 exons.